UCCCGUAAUUCAGGGCGUCGCGCGCGCCUCACGACGCUGACCUGGAAGGUGAAGCUCUGAAGAAUUUUGCCCCGAGUUUCCCCGUCUAAGGAGUGGAAAGGGCCCCAGAGAACCAUGAAACUGCCCAACCCGGCGGGGCCGAAUAUUCCCUCAGGAGUCCAAGGCGGGCGAGGGCCGGGCCUCCGACGGAGAACAGCGGCUCCUGGGACUCCCGAGACCCAAGGCCGGAAGCGGCCCGUCCAAGGGGGCGGACUGGCCGCGGAGGGAGACCCAGGCCCCGGGCACUUCGGCCCGGUCCCCGCACCGGCCUGCGGCCGGUCACCCCGUGUUUCCUCCUCCCGGUUAUUUGCAUCGUCCUUUCCGCGAGUAAAUGACACCCACGGCCCCGUGACAGUGACCGGGAGGCGUGCGCGCGCUGGACCCGGGCUGGGCCGGGGCUGCGGACCCGAGAGGCCGCCGGGGCUCGGGGCGGCGAGGCUUCCAGCCUUCCAGUGCCACUCCAACCUCCUGCCCCCCAGCAGCAGACCCGUGCUUCGUGCUCAACCUUCAGACCUCAGCAUCUCCAUCACGUCCUCGGAGAAGCUUCCUCUGGCUCCCCAGAGGACCAGGUUUAAAAUGACUACCCUGAGGCCUAGCCAGAUCCUCAAUCAAUUAAAAAUUCAUUUCUCAUCAUUUCAUAGACAGUAAGUUAAUUGGAGAAAUCUGAAACACAUGGAAAUUUGUGGUUAAUACUGACAAGAGCAGAGAUUUCAAUUACUUGAAUAUUUUACUUAAUGGAGAACUGCAAACCCCCCAGGUCAGUCAUGUAAUGUGAUUGCAGGGACAGUGUCUUUCCUGCAAGAAUGUUCAGUAUUACAAGCAUGCUUUGAUGUAUCAAAUUCAAAUACCCAUGUGGAAUUUAAAUUGAGCCUAUUAAUAGCCAUAGGACUAAAGAGAGAGGAUUUGAGUUGUCAACAUUUUUAAAUUAUUUUUUUUACAACUUUAUUGAGGUAUAUUAAGUACAGUUAAACAGCAGAUAUGUAAAAUGACUGGUUUUGAUAUAUGUAUAGACUCAUGAAACUAUCGCCACUAACAAAAUAGUCAGCAGUUCCAUCACCCCAAAAAGUCUCCUCAUGCCAAUUUGUAAAUCUAUUCCUCUCUCCUUCACCUCAGUCAUUUUCUAGAUUUUUAUAUAAAUGAUAUCAUAGAAUAUGUAUUUUUGUGUAAGGCUUUUUUCAUUCCAAAUAAUACUGAUACUUCUAAGAUUCAUCCAUGUUGUUGAUGUAUCAAUUGUUUAUUCC
Kogia breviceps (pygmy sperm whale) is the source of this 1280-nucleotide messenger RNA. The record is from RefSeq and is a predicted model, not a curated record. Lineage: Eukaryota; Metazoa; Chordata; Mammalia; Artiodactyla; Physeteridae.